Molecule: messenger RNA, 6454 nt
Organism: Mya arenaria
Lineage: Eukaryota; Metazoa; Mollusca; Bivalvia; Myida; Myidae
Product: dual oxidase-like
Exons: 37
Coding region: 293-4930 (1545 amino acids)
Biological process (GO): response to oxidative stress; defense response; superoxide anion generation
Cellular component (GO): plasma membrane; NADPH oxidase complex
Molecular function (GO): calcium ion binding; superoxide-generating NAD(P)H oxidase activity; heme binding
Source: RefSeq, a predicted model, not a curated record
GAACAGAUUGCAUAAAACUCGUAUCUUUAUAACAUACAAAUGAAUGGACUUUAGCAAAACAGCUAAUUAUUCGUUAUGGUGAUUAUUUAGUUAAAUAAAGGACAUAGACCGAAAUGGCUAGGGUCAUUCAAGCCGAGAUUGUUAUGAAACUGCUCCUAGGCCUGAUCGACCAUAGCUGUGCUCACCUAUUGAAAUGAACAUCAAAAUCAACUGAUGUAAAACAGGAAAUAUUUAAGAAUAGAAAUAUUGCAGGCUUAUUCUGAAAACACGUACGAAAAGGACAAAUGAAAGAAUGAAGCUUGGAUCAGUGAUAGUCGUCUGCAUUUUAUUUCAUUGCGGCGGGUGUUUCACACAACAGCGGUUUGAUGGGUUCUACAACAACCUGAUAACCCCGGGCCUUGGAAGUGCAGGAAAGCCAUUGAAACAAAACAUCACAACCGCGUACUCGGACUAUACCUACAAACUAUCUGGUCAGAACAGACCGAGCCCAAGGCUUAUCAGUGAACUGCUGUUUAAGAAGGAUGUCAACUUUACAUAUACACCUAACGGACGGAACCUUACGGCCAUGUUUGCCUUCUUUGGUCAACUGGUUGCGCUUGAACUAAUUGAUACGGAUGACACAACAUGCCCGGUCGAACUAUUGACGAUACCUGUUCCGGCAUGCGAUCCCGAGUUUGAUCCAUCGUGCUCCGGGUCAAAGCAUCUGCCGUACGAGAGAAUAGCUUAUGACAAACGGACGGGACAGUCUCCAAAUGUUCCAAGAAAACAGGUUAACAAAGCUACGAGUUAUAUAGAUGGCAGUUUUGUAUAUGGGAAUAGUCUUGUACGCGCUCUACACCUGCAAGCCUUUCGAUCCCCAAAACUCGCAUCUGGAGAUGCAUGGUCUAAAUACCCACAGAAGAAUACAGAGGGUCUUCCGUUUGUAGCCAGCCCAGACCCUAUUGAACACAAAUUCCAUGAUCAGUAUGAAAUGUGGAAACUUGGUGACAAACAUGUGCAAGAGAACCCAGGAAUUCUCUCCCUCGCCGUUCUGUUUUUCCGUUGGCACAAUGCUAUUGUCGACGAACUUGACUCGCGUGCCCACCAUGGAUUUGAUGAAACGUUUGACAAGGCGCGGCAAAUGGUCAUAGCCUCUUUACAGAAUGUGAUUGUAUACGAAUGGGUACCACUUUUGCUGGGGGAGAGCUUGCCUCCAUAUACAGGUUAUAAAUCGGACAUUUACCCUGAUGUGACGGCGCUGUUUGAUGCCGCCGCUAUUCGAUACAUCAUGACCUUACUUCCAGCCGGAAUUAACCAGAGAGAUUCCAAAUGUGCGAGCACUGUUUCCGGCAAAUACAAGGGCGUGCGCAUGUGCAACACAUACUGGAGAUCGCAGGAUGUUCUAAUGGAACGUGAAGACGAGCUUGAGGAGACUCUGAUUGGACUUGUGUCUCAACUAGCAGACGCCGAGGACUUAGCUGUUGUCGAGGACCUCCAAAGUAAAUACUUUGGACCACUUCAUUUCUCUCGUCAUGAUCUCGUGUCUUUGACCAUCAUGCGAGGACGUGACUACGGUCUGCCGGACUACAACACGGUUCGGAAACUGUUGGGGCUACCGAGAAUCAAUCGGUUCAGCGAAAUCAACGUGUGGUUGAACGGAACUAGCCCAGAGGUUAUUGCCCGUCUGGAAGAACUGUACGGCUCAGUUGACGAUAUUGACGUCUUCGUUGGCGGAAUGUUUGAGACCACCCCCGAAGGUCCUGGUGAGCUGUUUAAGACUGUCAUCAGGGACCAGUUCAUACGUAUCCGAGACGGGGAUAGAUUCUGGUUCGAAAAUAAAGACAAUGGCCAAUUUUCGGAUGAAGAGAUUGAAAGAAUCAAAGCCAUACGGUUGUAUGACAUCUUGAAUAACUCGACACGAUACCACUUCAUGGAUGUCCGUCCUAAUGUCUUCCAGUAUAGCGAAACUAAUGAGACUGACUCGUGUCCUCCUAUCUAUAUGCACGAGAGUCAACUGGAACCCUGCUCACCACACAAAGGAUACGAUUAUUUCGCCGGGAGUGAGGCGUCCUACAUCAUUGUCUGGGUGUCAUUUGGUCUCAUACCUUUAGUCUGCCUCUUGUUCGUGUGGGUCCUGUCCAAGUGCAAGACAUAUCGAUACAUGAGGAAUGUCCAAGUAUUGGCCAAGAACUUAAAGGAUAAUAUCGGCGAUCAGCUGGGAGGUGCAUUGUCUCAACAUAGAGGAACAGAAUGGCAAGGUCCGGAGGAGAGCAGGUUGGUCAUCGUGCGGGUCCGUCCCGAGCGUAAGCUGGAGGUCAUCAAUUUAAAAGGAAAGCUGAUCCGCUCCAUUAACUUGGAUCAUCUGAAGCACGUCCAUUGUUUGCUGAGUGAUAACAAGAAACGUAAUGUCGUCAUGAUCCGCAUACCCAAGGAAUAUGACUUUGUCAUCCAAAUGACAAAUGAAAGCCAGCGUCGAGAAUUUAUACAGUCCCUGAAACAGGCCGUUACUGAGCAUGAAGAUGUUGUGGACUGCCAUGAAACAAAGGAGAAACAUAUAUAUAUGCAGGCGUUUACACAGAAGAAACGAAAUCAGCUGCUAGAGAGGUUCUUCAAGAUUGUGUUUUCUGAGGCCUUUCAAAUGGACUACGACCCGACUCUCGACCAGGAAGAAGUUGAAACCAGGCAGACCAGAGAUAUUCUUGAAAUUGAACUCACAAGGGAGGAAUUUGCAACAGCCCUUGCGAUGAAGUCAAACUCGGAGUUCGUGGAGAACAUGUUCUCCCUCAUGGAUUCCGACCAUAACGGAUACAUCUCUUUCAGAGAGUUCCUUAAUGCAGUCGUUAUGCUUUCAAAAGGAUCUGGACAAGACAAACUACAGAUACUGUUCAGAAUGUUUGACCACGAUGGUAACGGAACAUUGGAUCGUGGAGAACUUAUAAAAUUAUUCAGCUCCCUUCUUGAAAUGGCCAACAGCAGUCUUACAAAGAAUGAUGUUGAAAACUUGGUGGAAUCCAUUUGUGUCCAGCAGGGGUUGACCAGCGAAGACUCCAUUAACUUUGAUGACUUCUGCACCAUUCUCUCUCCCCAUAUGGACAAGCUGUGGAAUGCUGGCUUAGAGUGGAAAGGGUGUAAAAAUUAUCUCCCAUCUACUGGAGAUGAAAAACGAAAAAGUUCUGGCAAUCUGCGGCGAUUGUCCGCCGUUAUUACAAAUAUGUUCAACGCUGAGGCCCGUAAAAGGGUAAAUCAAACCAGCGACACGACACACAUGGUGAAAAGCGAGUCCAGCGCCUCGAUUAGUAGCACGGACAGCGCAUUGGCUGAAAACCUUACUCAAAAACGACAGACAUUUAUAGCCAUUCGGGAAACCUACACGCCUUUAAAAGCAAAGAUGAAGCGCCUCAAACACUUUGUUGAAAACAAUAGGCAACAUAUUUUCUACCUUGUAAUAUUCUUUGGCAUCUGUAUCGGACUGUUUGCCGAGCGUUUUUACUAUUACACGGUAGAAAGGGAACACAGUGGACUCCGUGCCCUAAUGAGUUACGGCAUCAGUACCACCAGAGGGGCGGCUGCAGUCAUGUCCUUCUGUUUCUCCUUGCUCCUGCUGACCAUGCUGAGAAACACCAUCACCUUUCUAAGAGAGACCUUCCUGAACCUCUACGCACCAUUUGAUUCAAUUGUUUCCUUCCAUAAGGUUAUUGCAUGGACGGCAUUGUUUUUCACAGCCAUGCAUGUAAUCGGUUACGGAUUCAACUUCUACCAUUUGGCGACACAACCUACUAAGUACCUGUGCAUAUUCGAUACCGUUGUGUUUAGAGCGGACAUACAACCAACAUUUAACUUCUGGUUCUUUGGAAAUCUAACAGGGUUUACCGGACUUCUACUGGUGAUUAUAAUAUGCAUUGUAUACGUGUACGCUACCCAGUUGGUUAGACGUCUAAUUUUCAACGCAUUUUGGCUUUCGCAUAAGCUGAUCGGUGUAAUGUAUGUGUUGACCAUCCUGCACGGCGCGUCCAUGAUUGUCCAGAAGCCCAUGUUCUACGUGUACUUCGUCAUCCCCGCCAUCUUGUUCACCAUCGACAAAAUGAUUAGUCUGAGCAGGAAGAGGAUGGAGAUAUCCAUCGUAAGAGCUGAAAACCUCGCAUCGGACGUCACGUUCAUAGAGUUUAAACGCCCCCCAAGGUUUGAGUAUAAAUCUGGCCAGUGGGUUCGUAUUGCCUGUCUGGCUCAGGGCCCGAACGAGUACCAUCCGUUUACGUUAACGUCAGCCCCGCAUGAAGAUACGUUAUCUCUUUACAUCCGAGCGGUUGGACCUUGGACUCAUGCUUUACGGAAUAUUUUUGAUCAAGAGAACUUAAAACAGCAGCCUUUUCCAAAGCUCUAUUUGGACGGUCCAUACGGUGCUGGGCAGCAAGAUUGGUACACGUAUGACGUGUCUGUGUUAGUAGGGGCAGGAAUUGGCGUCACACCAUAUGCUUCCAUCCUCAAGGACUUUGUGCAUAUGACGUCGAUCAAGAGCACGUACAAAAUACGUUGUCAGAAGCUGUACUUUAUAUGGGUGACGGGCAGUCAGCGUCACUUUGAAUGGCUUCUGGACAUCCUGCAGGAGGUUGAAUCUAUUGACACAAAGGGCAUGGUCUCCAUUGAUAUAUUUAUUACCCAGUUCUUCCAGAACUUCGACCUUAGGACUGCAAUGCUGUAUAUUUGUGAGGAACAUUUUCAAAAGUUGUCCGGUGGGAAGAGCGUGUUUACCAGCCUUAAAGCCAACACCCACUUCGGCCGACCACACCUUUCCAGCAUGUUUAAAACCCUACACAGGGCACACCCGAUGGUGCGUAAGAUCGGUGUGUUUUCCUGUGGUCCCCCCGGUGUUACCAAGAGCGUGGAGAGGGCAUGUGUCGAUAGUAGCAGAACCACCAAGGCGCUGUUUGAACACCAUUUUGAGAACUUCUAAACAUUCAAGGAAAAUGAACUAUAAGUAGCAUUACAGCAAGGCGCUGUUUGAACACCACUUUGAGAACUUCUGAACAUUUCAAGAAAAUGCAUAAUAAAUAGCAGGUCCACCAAGGCGCUGUUUGACACCACUUUGACAACUUUUAAACAUUCCAGGAAAAUGCACUAUAAAUAGCAGAUACAGCAAGGCGCUGUUUGAACACCACUUUCAGAAGUUAUCAUCAUUCAAAAAAAUAAACCAUUAGUAGCAGUCCACUAAGAAGCUGUUUGAAAUCCGCUAUGGGAACUAGCAUUCCAAGAAAAUGAACUAUAAAUUAUGUAGCAGGUCGUCCAAGGCUUUUUUUGAACACCACUUCAAAACAUUACAAGAAAAUGAACUGAACAUUAUGUACAAACGUUACAAUGGAAUUUUGUUGCUGUAUUUCUUAAUAAUUUGUAUCAUUCAUGUUGGCCCUCCUGUUCGUCGAAAGUGUUCCAGUUUCGGGCGUUGGUAGGUCCGAGCGAAUGGUGAUAACAAUCAAAGUGUUUUGUAAACCAUUUUAAGUGUGCUGUGAUUAACUCUCCACAAACAACGUGCUUAAGAGAACUACUUUCAUACGAUUGAAAUACAUAGAAGUAGCUGAUAGUUUGGCUUGCUUGCCAGUUUAAUGUUCUUGGAGAAUACUGCUUAUGCCUCUUCUUCCGUAUUUGUAAUUUCGUAUAUUACUUAUGUAAUACGUGUAAGUGCUAAACAAUCGGACUGGCUCGGCCAUUUUCCUUCGAAAUAACCACGGAUGUAUAUGGACGGUUUACAAUGUCAGAAUUCAUUACAUUUAUUUACGCUGUAAAAAGAGUGCGUAGUAAUUUCAAAUCAAAGCCAAGUUUUCAAUUACAGAAUACACAGGACUCUGUGCUGCUUUGUAAGUUUUCAGGUUUUGCGCCUAUCUGACACCAAACAUAACGUAAGGCAGACUCAAACUUUGUAGGCGUCGCCACCAUUUUAGCUUUACGAACUACUUUUUCUAAUGCACAUGCAUACAUCCGAGGCUCGUCGUAUGCAGGAGAUUGCCGAGGUGUUCCGAUUUAGUGCUAAAAUUAUCAAAUGUAGAUAUUUUAAGAUAUCUCGAUGACUGCUGUGUGAUCUUAGUACUAGGAUAUAUUCCAAUUCGCAAUAAUGACUUAGAAUAUUGUUUUGUGGUUUUCCUUUUAGCUAUGCCUGUAUCAGCUAUUUCAGUUUGGGCUAUUUCAUUUUGGUAGUAUACAGUUCCCAAUGUUAUUCAGAAUUUAAUUUAAUUAUGUGGCUUGUGCCAUACAUGUAUAUAAUAUCAAUCAUUUCACUUUGGUAUUCGCUAGAACUGAAAUACAUGUACGUAGAUUAUCGCCAUUUUCACAAUAGUUUAAGCAGCUGCGUGCACUGAGUAAAAUAUAAAACUAAGUCUAAUGCACUGGCACCGGAUUUUCAAACUCAAUCAUUUUUUUAAAAAAUCAAAAAAAAAUCUUAAAAUUAUAAUACCGAAAAUGUGAAAAAAUAUUGAAAAAUAUUAUU